Molecule: messenger RNA, 2959 nt
Organism: Danio rerio (zebrafish)
Lineage: Eukaryota; Metazoa; Chordata; Actinopteri; Cypriniformes; Danionidae
Source: RefSeq, a predicted model, not a curated record
CCUCUGUCCAAUCACCGAGCUGCUGUGCGAGUUUGAGCGCGCGCUCGCGUGUAUCGGGGUUUAUAUGUCCAUCCCCUUCAGUAGAAACUAUUUAGUCGCCGGCUGGCUGAGACCGCUGCAGUGGUGUCAAGGAUCGGCACUAACUGGAAGACUGACAGUGGAGACACAAGAGAGAUGAUGUACUGAUGUUUUAAACUUCACACGAGGAUUAUCCGCUUUUACUGCUGCAAGCCUUAAAGAAAGAAAGAAGAAAAAGAAAAAAACGUAUGUGAGAAAAAGACUGUUAAAAUCUAUGGAAGAGAGUCCAAAACACACUGAUGUUUGGUAGAUGUCCUGUGUGUGUUUGAGGUUAUGAAGAUUAGAGCGUUUUGAGCACAAGAGACUCUUUUGUUACUUUCUAAACACUGAGGAAAAGUGUUGAAGAUGAAAGGAGCAACUGAAGCACUUCAACUCUGCUUCUAUGUUUUGGCCGUAAAGAUGGCCUUUGGCAAGACGUGCACCAGUGAGCAGUUCACAAAAACAGGUGAAUGUUGCAGCAUGUGUGCGGCGGGCACUGGUUUAGUCACCAGCUGUGGCCAGGAAGACACUAAGUGUCAGCCAUGCCAAGAUGGUGUGUCGUUUUCAGACUCUGAGAGUCUUUUAUCCUGUACGCUAUGUGCCCAUUGCCCCAUCGGUAUUCCUCAGCUGGCACGCUGCACCAAAACACAGGAUACCCGGUGCGACUGCGGCGAGCAUUUCUUCCUGUGGCGGGAUGGGAACAGCACAGGUGGGCUGUGUGCGCCCUGCAGGAAGUGUGGGCCAGGAUGGGGAGUGUCCCAGGCCUGUGGACUACUGGGAGACACCAAAUGUGAGCUAUGUAAACCAGGGACCUACUCUAAGGACACGAGCGACAGGAAGCCCUGCGUGCCCUGCUCACGCUGUCAAGAUGAAGAGGUGGAGAUCAGACCCUGCCUGCCUGACUCCGACACCGUCUGCAUGGUAAAAGACCUCAACAUCCUGUCCCGGCCCUCUGGCUCUGAUGGUCCUCGUGAAACUCCUCGAUUGCAGACACCGAAUGAGGAAACAGAAAGUGGGAUCAGCCCAGCACCAGGCUCUGGAGCCCCUAGACUCACACCACAGGACCAAGGUGGAAACAACAACAUCUUGGUGUAUGUGUCUGUUUUGGCUGCUGUGGUGCUUGGCCUGCUGCUCUACGUUGCCUACAAAUGCUGGAAAUCAUGUCAGCAGAAGCAGGCUCUGGUGAAGGCCCGGGUCGGAGAGCUGAAUAAUGCAGGGGAAGGAGAGAAACUGCACAGCGACAGUGGUGUUUUCCUGGACUCUCACAGCCUUCAGGAAAGCCAGCCUAGCAAAGGCAGUAAACGGGACAGCAAACAGGAUACACGGCUCUACAUAAACCUGCCUCCGCACAGACAGGAGGAGGUAGAGGGACUUCUGGCUGAGGGGGGCAAUCGAAGCUGGAAACAGCUAGCCGCUACACUAGGCUACGAACAGGAGCGCGUGGACGUCUUUGGACGGGGCCAGGACCCCAUCCACACCCUCAUGACCGAUUGGUCCCAGCAGGAAGGCUCCACAUUGGGUUUGUUGUGUUCAGCUCUGACUCGCAUCGAGCGACCAGACAUCAUCACUGCUCUGACCGCCCCAACGCAAGGAGUAUCAGUGGUCUGAAGACCAGAACAUCUCCCUUACGCCUUUGUAAAGUGAUCGAGACACUAAAAUGAGCAUCAAAUCGCUCAUUCUCAAAGGCCAAUGCACUAAGACUUUGAAGAAGAGCGGGAUUGGAAAUGGUUUACUCCACAUAACGUUUCACUUAGCGAUUCUGCUUUCAACAGCCUGAGAUGUUUCCACCAGCUCUGAACAGUCUCUGCUCACGACAGAUGUUUCCUUCAGUGUUCAUGCUUCAUAAUAUCCUCUUUGUAGUGUCAAAACAAGCUGUUUUCUCCAGGACACACAUUCAUGCUGAAGAGUUUUCUUCUCUGUUCUUUGGGGUGGUUGUGGUUUUCAGCUGCGGUCCGUUUAAAGGAGCGAGGACAUUUCAUGAAUGACAGUCAGCCAUUCUUGCGGAACCACAUUGUAGCGCCAGAGAAAAGCAUCGUGAUCUUGUGUUUAUAUGUCAGGGCUUUAAUAAUAGUCGACACCAAGGCUGGAGGAAUUGUACAGUUUUUUUUGGUCAAAGGCAACGUUAAGCUGUGAGGCGUUUUGAUGAUUUCCAGAGGAAAACCACUAACUGUUCUGCAUGAGGGAGUUGAUACAUGUUCAAGUUGCUUUAGCAAAUGAUCCUGUUUGACGAAGACAAAAGAUCUGUUUCAUUCACACAAGUGCUUAAUUUGCACUUUAACGACAAUGCAACCGAUGGGAUGUUUGUGGGAGAGAAAAAAACAAAACUCUGGUGCCUUUACUUCCAACACUCAGGAUUGUGUUGCCUUUUACAGUUGAAAACAAGAUUAAGAGCCCUCCUUUGAAUUUUUUUUUCUUUUUGAAAAUUUUCCAAAGUACUGUUUAACAGAAACAAGAUUUAUUUCAACACUUUAAACCGUUUAAUAAUUAAUUAAUUUUUUUCAUCUUCGCUAUGAUGACAGUAAAUAAUGUAUUACCACUUUCUCUGCAAGAUACUAGUAUUUAGCUUUAAGUGCAAUUGGGAGGCAGUUUAAUUAAGUUAACUGCGUUAGUUAAGCAAGUCAUUGGACAAAAGUGGUUUGUUCUAAACAAAAACAUUGUUAAGGCGACUAACAUAGGUGGAGGGUGAACAAACUCCAGGAUAAGGCUAAGAUAAGCGCUGCCCUUUAAUGCAUUUAUUUAAAAAGAUUUGCGACCGACCAGGAAGAGGUUUCAACAAAAGCACCACCUAUUCAACACACACAUUAAAUUAUUUUAUUAAACUAACCCACAAUACAAUAAUCUAUAUAAUAAUUGUAUAUGUUAUAUUCAUUCAUUAAUUUUCUUUUCGGCCUAUUCCCUUUAU